Molecule: messenger RNA, 267 nt
Organism: Sparassis crispa
Lineage: Eukaryota; Fungi; Basidiomycota; Agaricomycetes; Polyporales; Sparassidaceae
Exons: 2
Coding region: 1-267 (88 amino acids)
Source: RefSeq, a predicted model, not a curated record
AUGGGCACCUCGCGAGGCACGGAACGCGUUUGUGUGCUCGUCACACGAGCACUCUCGCGGUCGACGCCAGAAUGCGCGCGCGCGGUGUCGUUGGACGGCGAUGUGGCCGUGUCGUCGCCUCUGAGUGCGCUGCAGAGAACGAAACGUGGGGCGUGUGUGGUGGAGGCCUUGUUGAGGCUUGCCUGUGCUGUUGCGGGCCCCGGGCUCCUCAUCGGCCGCAUUCUGCGUCCUCCGCAUUCGCAAUGGGCAGGCUUUCUGGACGCGUGA